Molecule: messenger RNA, 1753 nt
Organism: Cyphomyrmex costatus
Lineage: Eukaryota; Metazoa; Arthropoda; Insecta; Hymenoptera; Formicidae
Exons: 2
Coding region: 146-1720 (524 amino acids)
Molecular function (GO): DNA binding
Source: RefSeq, a predicted model, not a curated record
UGAGAGUGCGUUAUUGUCCUUGGAGCGCGUUGCCAGCGUCAACCAUCAAACGUGGUCAUUAUUGUUUGUUAUUUUCGUUAAUCGCCGUCUACGGUUCUUGUCGCGUGUGUACGCCGCAUCCUUCCCUACUGGCCCGCGCGCGUGCAUGGACGACGCGCGCGCACGAGCCGACGAGGAUAUAGCCCUGGAUUCGUCCCGUUUACGCUCGUCUGCUCGGCUCGGCUCCGCCGCGAGCAUCGCCGCUGCCGCUGCCGCUGUCACUGCCACCGCUGCCUCCGUAGCCACUACCACCACCUCCGCCACCUCCUCGACCGCCGCCGCCACCUGCCGCGUCGCGAGACGCAAGAAGAAGAAGAGGAGGCGUCAGCGACUUGUUACGAGCAACGACGACGUGCCUGGCGUCGCCGUCGUGGUCACCUCCCGCGGCGCUGCUACAUCGAGUAGUAACGUCGCCGUAGCCGAAGACAACACCGACGACGCCGUCGUUGUCCUCGAGCCUGACACCGACGACGCCGUCGUCACCGCCGCCGCCGCUGCCGCUGCCGCCGCGAACGCAGCUACCGCUGAGGCAGACCCAGCGGCGGCGCGGGUCGAUAAACUGAGGAGCCGCCUUCACGGCGAGCAACACACCGCGGUCGGUGGGGAGGCUCAACAGCAGCUACGCGUCGGAGGAAGCGGCACGCGUGCGGCCGCCUCCUCCGUCGGCACCGCCGGCGUCACGCUUCUCAACCGACGCGCCGGCAAGCGCUCGCCACGGCGAUGCAACGCCGCCGGCGGACGUAGAACCGCGAUGACGAUGGACCUGCAGCGGCUGAUCAACGAGGUGCACGCGAGACCCGCGAUCUGGGACCAGAAGAAUGUCAACUAUCACAAUCGCGAUGUCAUCCUGAAGAUGUGGCGGGAGAUCGCGAGGGCAUGCGAGGUGUCGACGGAUGUUGCCAAGUCGAAAUGGAAACACCUACGCGACAACUUUCGGAACGAGCUGAAAAAGACCUACCGGGGUAAGUGCGACGGUAUCGGCGGCACCGAGCACGACUCUAAGUGGGUCUGGUUCAAGAGCCUAUUUUUCCUGCGGGACCAAAUGAACUCUAGAGUGAUCGGCUGUGCUCUAUCACAAAACUGCGCCGGAAUGCGUUCCUCGCCAGACGGCACGCAGAUCGAACCACAGAUCGACAUUCUUGAGGGCCACGAGGAGACUCAGUUCGAUGACUUGGACGGUGACUCUUGCCAGUCAUUGCUAUCCAACGACGAUGGCCUGCAUCAGGUGAUGCCGCCGCCGAAGAUGAACAAGAUAAUCAGUCGGAAGCGAGCGCUAAUGGAUGCGAUCGAUAACGAAUACGGCGUGGAAGUGGAUCGAAAGCGGUACGAGUCGCUGCAGAAGAGACUGGCGAUCGGUCCUGAGGACGAGGACGACACCUACCAUUUUCUCAUGAGCGUACGAAAUCCCCUGAGAAGCCUGUCACUCGAUAGGCAAAUGUUCGUCCGUCUCAAGAUCCAGGAGUUGGUCUAUAACGAAAUCAACUCGCAAAAUCAACAGCAGACCGCAAGCCGCGGUAUCUACGACGCUUCCUCACAGGGCCAAGAUGUGAAACCCCCACGCUCCGGUAAUGGCGGCAACGGCGCCGUUGGCGGCGACGUCGUCAGCGACAUGGCGAAUCCGGCGUCGUUACUACAGAACUGUACGCCCGAAGGCUCCGGCGACGAUGCCUUCUUCGGCUGACGAGAGCCCGUUUGCUGUUUCAUUCGCUAAUAG